AUGGUUUCUGACUACAAAGAAUCUUCAAGUGAUGAACUGUUGGAACAAGCCCUACUUCCAUCUUUUCUAUCUCGCCUGUCCGGAGAAGGAACCAGGAGGAGCAGUGUGCCUGUCCAUUUACCAUCAGAGAAGCAGGAAGAACAUCACAAUGAAAUUAAAAGACCUCAUCACUCCACUGUCUACGGUGCUCUGGCAAGUAUCUAUGGAACUUCAGGACUUAUCCAACAGAAAGCAGCCAUCAUCCCAUCUGUUGUCCUGGAGAACAGUGAUGGCAGUGUCAAGGAGCUCGACCAUAGUGGAGAAAUUAAGUCAUCAUUUGAAGGGAAAAAAAGAUCCAGCUAUGGGAGUAUGACAGGCUUCAAACCAGCAACCCAUCUAACUGAACAUGUAGUUGAUUACAAGAUAGGACCAGGAAUCGGAGCAUUUGAAGUGGCCAAGGGAAGAAUCAGUAAGGAGAACUUUGAAUUGAUCAAGGACACUGUAGCAAAGAUGGACCGAGUUGUGGCAGAAUUCAAGCAAACAGCAGUGAAAUUCAGGUCUGAGGUUCAGCUGUCAGUGGGUCAAGCCCCAAAUGGAACAUCCAAGAUCAACACAAUUGGCCAAGUUUGUCGAAACUCAACUUCGAGUUUGAUCAAUCAGGAUAACCAACCAGAGAAUGAAUGGUAUGCUGGCAAAGGAAGCGUUAGGAAUCUUGUUGAUGAUUAUGAAGAAAUGGAAGAGCAAGCAGUGAAGGAAGCUGGUGUCAUUGGCAAAUACAGGUAUCCAGUAUGUGGAAUUCUGGCCCGAAAAAGCUCACAGAGUAGAAUGAGCCAUGGGGAAGUUGAGUCAGAUCAGAGGUGGUCAAAUGAGGAGGACCGGCAAUUGAGAUAUCAGAAAAAAGUGUCUGACGCCCGAGAAGAGAAGAGGAGAGCAAGCAUUGACAUUGCCACUCAGACAAUCAAGAUGCACAAUACUGUUAGAGAUGACUAUCAUGUACAGCAGACGUCGCACUUCCCUCAGACAGGCAGUGAUAGCUUGCUGGAAAGAAAAGUGCAAAGACAAGGAAUAAAAAGUCAAAUGGUGAAUUAUACAAGAACUUAUGGAAAUAGUGAAGAAGAAGAAAAUCGACAGUACAAAGUGGUUGGACCGAGGAUGGUGUCUGCUGGUUCAAAUACUGACAGAUCAUCUUUUGAAGAUGGGAACUUGCAAGUAUCGAGAAUGCAAAUGAAGAACAAAAGAGAUGUUGAAAUUGAAGAUUUCGUUGAGUCUGUCCCAGAAUCAGCAGUGGAGGAAGCACGGAGUAGCUUGGAAAAAUUCUAUUCUGCCACAUCGGUGUGUGCCAGAUCCAAUGCAUCAGCUGAUGACCUAAAAGGUGAAAGUAUUGAGUGUCAUCAUGGAUCCUUUGAUACGGAUGAACAGACUAGACCCACACCAGCUGCAAGUAGGAUUGGAAGUGUGAGAAAUAAAAUGGAAGUAACAUUCAGUAACGAUGUCCUGGAAGAAGUGUACUCUGAUGGAGCUGCCACUACCACUGAGAGUAGCACUAAUGCAAGUCCAGAAUCUUUAGCAUCUGCAGAGACAAUCAAACGGCAUAAAGACAAGGAAAGUCUUGCCAGAAAAUUAGAAAUAGAGGAAUUCUACAAUGACGAUGUGAUCAGCCAGUGUAUGUGCAAAGCUGACCACAUGAGAUUACAAACAACUAUGUCCCUUGAUACAUCAAGUCCAUCCAGAGGGAACCCUGUUCCUUUUGAUGAUUCGUCUAUUGUCGAGAAAUUUCAAGGAGAUUGUGAGACCACGACACCAUUGCCUACGCCUAUACCAUCAGAAAGGAUAAAAAAACUUCUUGCAUGCUCAACCCCUAACCGGAUGAUACCACACAUGGUCGAGAUAAGUGAAGUACAGGACUCCAGUGGUAACAGUGAAGAGCUCUCAAACAGGAUCAUUGAUGCUGGUGGUGCCAGUGAUGGGGAAAGUUUGGCUGCAGAUGAAAGUGAUGGUGUUUCUGUGGAUGUGGACAGUGAUGUGGAAGAACCUAGUUUGACAGCAGAUGGAGACGGUGAUAACCCUCAGGUAAAAGAUGAAAUAGUGCAGAGCAUGAGUGGGCAAGUGAAGACCUUUGUUUGAUUCAAUCUAAUCCAAAAUGAUAGAACAUUACGUAAGAGUUAAUUUCUAAUGGUGUUCUCUGUUUAUUCAUGGACUGAAUUUGAAAUACUUCCCAUUUUGAGUGGAUUAAGAAAAUCUAGUCCUGAAGCCUUGCAAUCUGUGGAUAGUAUUGGAAUAGACCAAUUCCAGAGAAAAUAUUAAAGUUGAUACCUUUUCGAAUGUUAAAAAAGGACUCGGUCCCACAUGUAUAAGUCGACAUGAUCUGUGAAAAUUAUUGUAGCAUUAUUGCAUUCUUGAAAAUUUUGUCUAAACCUUGAUCUCUAAUGAAUAUAUUCUUGUUGUAAUUCUGUUCUUGUUUAAAGAAAGGCACUGCUAAAGGCAUCACUAUAUGACUGAUAUUUGUACAGAUUUGUUCAUGUUCCAACUUUAAAUUAUCUAAUUCUAUCUUUUCCAAUGACUUUAUAGAUUGAAGAAUGUUUAAUGCUUUUUUAGGUGUUGUCUGUUUGUCUUUUAAAUGAAAAUACGUUUUCCUCGUAUACUGUGUUCACUCUGCAUGAAUCAUUGAAUGUGAAUCCUCGACAAUGUAUUAUUUAAGCAUUUAGAAAUUGUUAAUGGUAAUGGAUCUUGUACAGAUCUACUGUUUGUUAUGAGAUGUUACAAAAUGUACAAUUUGCAACUGAUAAUAAAACCUUUUUAGUCGAUAUA
Messenger RNA from Lineus longissimus, 2787 nucleotides. RefSeq lists its product as uncharacterized. The transcript is spliced from 13 exons. The record is from RefSeq and is a predicted model, not a curated record. The coding region runs from base 1 to 2103 and encodes 700 amino acids. Lineage: Eukaryota; Metazoa; Nemertea; Pilidiophora; Heteronemertea; Lineidae.